AUGAGUGAAGAAGAUAUACAAUCGCUAACGUCCCACACUUCUACAACCACAACAUCUACCCGACCGAAAAAGUUUAUAUGCACUUUUGAUAAUUGCGAUAAGGCCUAUAAUAGACCCUCUCUUUUAGAGCAGCAUCAACGGAUACAUACGGGGCAAAGACCUUAUAUGUGCACGUAUCCCGAGUGUGACAAGACGUUUCUUCGUAAAUCGCAUUUAGAUGCUCAUUUGAUCUCCCAUUCGAGAGAAAAGCCCUUCCACUGCUCAGUGUGUGGAAAAGGCGUUAAUACCGCUCAGCAUUUGAAGAGACAUGAAAUAACCCAUACAAAAUCUUUCAAGUGCAUGUAUCCAAAUUGUAAUGAAUCCUUCUACAAGCACCAGUCACUAAGGCAUCAUAUACUUUCUGUUCAUGAAAAAACUUUGACUUGCAAAGUGUGCGAUAAGACCUUUAUGCGACCUUCGAAACUAGCUCAGCAUAAAUUGAAGCAUCACGGAGAAUCUCCCGCUUAUCAGUGCGACCAGCAAGGGUGCUUUAUGAAUUUCAAAACAUGGUCGGCUCUACAGUUUCAUAUUAAGCAAGAACAUCCAAAGUUAAGGUGUGCAAAGUGUGGUAAAGGUUGUGUUGGAAAAAGAGGAUUGCAAUCGCAUAUGUUGAGUCACGAUGAAUCAGCAAAGACAUGGCAAUGUAAUUACUGUGAUAUAGGUAAGUUUAACAAAAAGCUAGAUUUGGUUGCCCAUUAUAACGAAUUUCACGAUGGGAAUUUACCUGACGAUUUGAAAUUGAGUACGUUCAAAAAGAAGGAAAAUAACGAGGAGAUAACGAAUAAUGCUAAUUUGAAAAAUCUUGGCUCUAUUUUUUCAACUGAUAAUGUUAUUGAUGAGAAGAAAAAGGAGAAGGAGGAGAAGGAGGAGAAUGGGUCAGAAAACUGUUUUGGAGCUGACAUUAGAUCAGAUACUGCUCAAGCAUAUAAGUCAAUCACUUCACUCAAUACAUCUUUGCUUGAUGGGAAAAAAGAUAUUAUCAAGUUAAUUCUGAACGAUUUAUCCAAGAAACUAAUCUGUCCAAAACGAAAAUGUGGAAGGACUUUUUCAAGAGACUACGAUCUCAAACGUCAUUUGACAUGGCAUGAGGAAAACUUGAAGAGAAUUGAAAACUUUUUAAAUAACUUACCAGAGACCCUUCCUGGAAAGGAAGCUGACCCGGAACCAGCUCAAAAGAAAGUGAAACUUUCUAAUGACAAUUAUAACCUUAAUGAUGAUGAUAACGACUAUGAUGACAAUGACAACGACGACGAUGACGACGAUGACGACGAUGCUGUGUUUGAUGCAUUGCUUGAUAGCGAAUUAAAAGGAACAAUAGAUACUUGA
This is a messenger RNA of Lodderomyces oxycetoniae, 1365 nucleotides long. It is a transcript of the gene PZF1, whose product is annotated as Pzf1p. Gene Ontology annotation, cellular component: nucleus. The record is from RefSeq and is a predicted model, not a curated record. Gene Ontology annotation, biological process: regulation of transcription by RNA polymerase II. Lineage: Eukaryota; Fungi; Ascomycota; Pichiomycetes; Serinales; Debaryomycetaceae. The transcript has a single exon. The coding region runs from base 1 to 1365 and encodes 454 amino acids.